Molecule: messenger RNA, 3376 nt
Organism: Ectocarpus sp. CCAP 1310/34
Lineage: Eukaryota; Phaeophyceae; Ectocarpales; Ectocarpaceae
Source: the annotation of a GenBank genome assembly
CCCUGGCGCCUCAACGAGAUGUUCUGUUCCCAACGUUUGGUGGUGGUGGUAGGCUUGUUGGCUGCACUUCUUGUAUUCGCUGAAGUUGCUCUACAGGGUAGCUGGAAUGUCGAAAGAAAUCUCUCUGUCACCAGUGUUGAUCGAAGCAUCGCAUCACACACUACUGCUUCCGGAUCAUCAGCCUUUGGCGACGGCAAAAAGGAGAUUGCAGAAUUCAACAGCAGCAGCCAACAUCGUGGGCUCUUCGAUCGGGGUGCUCGCGAUGGCCGUGGCGAGCGGAGAGCGCGACUGGCUUUUCUGAUCAUGUCCUCGGGGGACGACAUCGCCAAGCUGAGCGUCCUUCUGCCCGAGAUCUACCACCCCGACAACAUCUACCUUGUGCACGUUGACGCGAAAGCCCCGCGAGAGCAGACGGAGAAGAUUAGGGAGGUGGUCAGGGCCAACUUUCCCGCCGCAGACGGCCGGCCUUCGAACGGCAAGCUGCUGGAGCCUGCGGGCAUCGUCUCGUGGGGCGGGUUUUCCAUAACGCUGGCUUGCUUGUACGGAAUCGCGGCGGCGCUGCUGUGGGACGAGGGGUGGGACUACUUCAUAAACCUCAGCACCUCUGACUUCCCGGUUGUGACCCAGGACGAGAUGACCCUCUUCUUGGGGGAGCACGCCGAUGCCGGGGUUAGCUUCAUGGACGGGGAGCCUAUGACGGGCUUCGAGAAACGGUGGCAGGGAUACACCGAAGACCAGGGGCUGCACCGGCGCGCGGAUCACCACACGUCGGUGGCGAUGCAGACGCUCGGGAGGAUACAGCGGGCGUACCCGCAGCGGUUCCGGCUGUACAAGGGGGAGUUCUGGGGAGCGUUCCACCGAUCGUUCUGCGAGUACGCGUCGUGGUCGCCAGACAACGUGGCGAGGACCCUGUCGGCGUACUUCACGGGGUACCGCAUAUCAGACGAGAGCUACUUCCAGACCCUGGCGUGCCACCCAGAGGGCAAGGUGUUCCCCAUUCAUGGCGAUAAUUUUCGCUUCACCAGCUGGAACGAGCACCACAGGGACAGCCACGGCCGAAAGGUCGAUGCCAACGGGCAUAUCCUCAUCCACCCGGAGCCUCUGGCUAUCGCUAGCAUCGACAAAAUAAAGGCAAGUUCCAGCGGCGCGCUGUUCGCCCGCAAGUUCGACUACGUCAAGAGCUACCAAGUCUACCAAGCCAUGCAAGACGACCUACGAAAUCGGGACAGGUCCGCCGCGCGGCUGGAACGCGCCCGGGCACGGUUCGGACUGAGAGCUAGUGACAAGGGGGGACGCGACGAUUUCUGCGGGGGGGGGUACAAGGCGUUCCGCAGGAGAACGGAGGAGCAACGGAACGAAGGGGGUGGCGGUGUUGGUACGGCAGUUCCCCGCUGACAUGGUGGGUGCGUAAUGUGUAUUUCACCACGAGUGCGAGAGAGAGGUUCGCAUUGUAGAAGGAAAGCGGACACCGCAGCACCCGUGAAGAGAUUUUCACGCGGGGGUGGGGGGGGUAAUUGAAGUUGUAAUUUACAAAUACGGGGUGAUGCGUGCCUAGGUGGUGCCGGAAAGGCGCAUAGCGCUUUGUGUGGAAGUCGGCAUGUGCGACUGUUUUUGUGGAAAUAAGUUCUCGUUAGGGGAUCCGAUGAGCGCAUUGGCGAUGCCAAUUGUUGCAACAGAAGUUUGUCCGCUGGUGUGAGUGAGAGGUCUCAGUAGCAGCACCUCAUGUGGAGCCCGGUCGAUCGCUACUCUGAUGUAAGGGUAUCAAGGUGGUCUUACGCGAGAAUGGUAGCGCGAGCGUCGCGCCCCGGCGUUUAGGGCUAGAAGUGCCGCACGAUGGUGUUGAAUGUGCGCGGCUUGAACUGAUGCGCUUUUUCACUGUUUUUUGCGGCGCCACGUCAGUCUACAUAGUGCGGACUUUUGUCUUUUCCUACUGUGCGUUUAUGCUCACCAGUGUGCGGCGGCUGCCGCGGCCGCUGCUGCCGCUGCUGCUGCUGCUACGACUGCAGCUGCUGCUAUGCGUACGCGCCGAGAAUGUUGAGGGUGCGGGAGGGGAAAAGGUGUGCGUGGUGUCGUCCUUUGCGCUAGAUAGGCGUUUCGAUGUGUUUCACUAAGAAUUGUUCCAGAAUCUGCACAUCUUGUACGGUAAUUUUUUCGUGUAUUUUUUGUCGGAACACGCCCUGCGCGUGGGGCGGGGUCUUAUGUAUUGUCGUCGACCGCGCUAACCGGCUGCUGACCAAUGAGAAGACGUCGGUCUGCGUGCCGCUGAAAACACAAAAUGCUCUGUGUGUAUGUCGAAGCACUUCGUUUAGAUUGUUUAAGUUGGAUGUUUUGCAGGAGAGCGAAGGGCUGUAGCCUUUCCUGAAACCAAUAUGUCUGUUUCGACGGCCGGCAAUCCGGCCGCGCUGCUGGGGCUAGGCUUCGGCUGCGCUAUGGCGGAACUCGUUUCUUCCCAACAUUGUUAGUUGGUGUUGCUGCUAGGACUUCACAACGCGGUUACCGACUUGCCCCUCAAUUUUCUCUCACCCGCACAUCGUGUGUUUUUUACGAUAGUGCGGUUGAGCUAUUGAAUCGAGCUUCUUUUCCGUGUGGUAAUACGGCGUUGAGAGGGAGAAAACGGCGGUCACCGAGUUCUCGUUUUCCAAAUGAUACCCAGCUACAAGCAAUGUCGACGGUAAGCCUAGGGCGGUAGGUAUUGCUGGCCAGCCCACACAGCGCGCCGCGUGAAGUGAUAGGGGGGGUGUUGGGUAUGGGGAGGCGUAAGUACUCUGGGAGAGUGGUGCUGUACUGGUGCCUCGAGACCAUGCGCCGGGAAGCCGCAAUCUGCGGCAGGGUUGCUCCACGAAGGGGCCGGGCAUAGGUUAUCUUGCAAAAUUAUUAUGAUCAUUAGUUUACGCCUCAGUUCGUGCCCCGAUGGAAAACUGAUGUUACAGGAAUUUCGUUAUUCGGCUGGGGGAGUAUUCUAUCUACUGCAGGGCUCUCGUCUGUAUUCUGUACUUGUGACAAACCAUUGGUAGGAAAGUAUUUGUCGACGAUGCGGGGGUGUCGGCUCCUUGGUGUAUUCAAAUAUUUCACGUGCACCUGAUUGUUUGUCUCGCCUGUCCAAGGUAUUGUCGUUUGUUCGGCCAUGUAGCUGUUCAGUGCUCAACAUGACGGCACUCUCGUUGUCAGAAUCUAAAUGCUCGGUUUCAUGUAGUCCGACUGACUGUUGCUGUCCAAUGUUGAUAUCCAUGUAGUUUUUAGAGUGGAACAAUCUUUCUCAGUAUCUGACGCUGGCAGAUUGGUUGCGUGGGAACUGUUGUGUUGUAUGUCUUCGGCAUCGACAAAGCUGCAACGGCGACUGAUUUGACACCGUGGUACGCUUGGCGAACCUUGCAAG